AAUUAAAAAAAUGGGACUUUCACUGUCAUCUUCUUCUUCUUCUUCGACAUUUUUUACGGAGCAUGUACCGAUUGAUCCAAACCCUUAUUGGGAGCCCGAACCAGGAGAUCACAUCUACAGCGAAAGGAGCGGAGGUCUCUACUAUCAUCAUGGAAUAUAUGUGGGCGAUGACAUGGUCAUUCACCUCAUGGCACCUCCAAUAAUUUAUAAUCGAUUUUCAGAUCCAUGUCAAAAAUGUGGAUACAAAAGAAACUUCAGUAGUGGAGUCAUCAAAACCUGCCUCCGUUGUUUCCUUGACGGUCACUCACUUCACGUUUGUGAAUAUAGAUUCUCCAAGCCAGCCCAUGAAGUUAUUACGAUGGCCACUGAUUGCUUGGAAUGGAAUUAUCUCUUUGGCCCGUAUAACUUGUUAACAAACAAUUGCGAGCACUUUGCUGUGUUCUGCAAAACAGGCUCGAAAGAAAGUGAUCAGGUCAAGACCAUAUUCAAAAAAGUACUCCUCUAGCAAUUGGUGUGGGUGGAGGCCUCAUCGCAGCUAUUAUUGCAAAAGCGAUCACCCGCGACUAAUGACGCCCAUAAGAACAGAUAAAGCUCGUGGACAUUUCCAGAAUUGAUUCACGAGGCAAAAUGUUAAUUUAUAAGUAUAAGGAAUGAUAUGUCGAGGCCCAAUAACUAACGUAGGAAAUCA
This is a messenger RNA of Durio zibethinus, 688 nucleotides long. Its product is annotated as protein LEAD-SENSITIVE 1-like. The record is from RefSeq and is a predicted model, not a curated record. Lineage: Eukaryota; Viridiplantae; Streptophyta; Magnoliopsida; Malvales; Malvaceae.